Messenger RNA from Oncorhynchus kisutch (coho salmon), 1719 nucleotides. Its product is annotated as platelet-derived growth factor subunit A-like. Gene Ontology annotation, cellular component: membrane. Gene Ontology annotation, biological process: positive regulation of phosphatidylinositol 3-kinase/protein kinase B signal transduction; platelet-derived growth factor receptor signaling pathway; positive regulation of ERK1 and ERK2 cascade. The transcript is spliced from 6 exons. Gene Ontology annotation, molecular function: growth factor activity; platelet-derived growth factor receptor binding. NCBI's taxonomy places the organism in Eukaryota, Metazoa, Chordata, Actinopteri, Salmoniformes, Salmonidae. Bases 713 to 1309 code for a protein of 198 amino acids. The record is from RefSeq and is a predicted model, not a curated record.
GACUCAAAGCGUUCCGACUUCAUUCACUACGGAGAUCACAGUCUUCAGCGGACCUGCUUUGAAGGGAUCCAAUAGGCUACAAAAACCGUUUGAUAAGAACAACCGGGACAUGCGGACGGCUUGACAUUCUUUUUGACCUAUUCUCCACUUGCUGAUAUAAACAGGACAUAAAGUUGAUAUUUUUGGAAGUCUCCCAUAAAUGUAUGGAUAGUGAAAUAUUAUAUUCUCAGAGAAUUGUGUCGACAUGCAUAAAGGAUUAAAACACUUAAAUGUUCCACUACGAGACGUCUUCACUUCGCGUGGAUUAUAGCCUAAUCGACAAAAUGAUUACAUUUCUCACAUCUGGAAGUUCCUAUACUCAUAGAUAGCUCUUGUCUCAGGUGCCGUAACACCGACCCAUCUACUGCUCCUGUGUUGCUUCUCUGGCCAAAAGCGGAGUAGGAAACCCAACUGACUUCAAUAAACGUCAGUCUUAAAUGUAAACCUAAAUGAACACCCAAUAAAGUCCCACUGUUAGCCUCGCCAUGUUGCCUAUAAUAGCCAAAUAAUUCGGACUACCGGCUGUAGACUCGUGGAGGUAGCGGUUCCACCCGAGGGAUGGUACUGGAUUCCCGUGGUUUGGGAGCGACGCCUCAGCUCCUGGUUCUGGAACGGUGUUGGUGGAACUACUGGAACUUUCUCUCGUUCUGGAGCCCAAAGGACCUGAAGGGAGAUGAGAGCCGCUUUUCUGAGCUUCCUCCUCGCCUGCUUAUUGUGCCUGUUACGCACCGCCGCUGAGGAGGACCCACUCCCCCCGGAGCUGUUGGAGCGGCUGUCCCGCAGUGAGAUCCGCAGCAUCAGCGACCUCCAGCGGCUCCUGGAGCUAGACUUGGAAGAGAAUGAGGUGAUCGGGGAGAACAAACAGAGGUACCACAACAAGGCCUUCCCCCACAGCUACUCACAGCUGAAGAGCUCUCAGACACACUCCAGGCACAAGAGGAGCAUCGAGGAGGCGUUUCCCGCGGUGUGUAAGACUCGUACGGUGAUCUACGAGAUCCCUCGGAGCCAGGUGGAUCCCACCUCUGCUAACUUCAUCAUCUGGCCCCCCUGUGUAGAGGUGAAGAGAUGUACCGGAUGCUGCAACACCAGCAACAUGCACUGCCUGCCUUCCCGCAAGCACCACCGCACUGUCAAGGUGGCUAAGGUGGAGUAUGUGAGGAGGCGUCCUAAACUGAAGGAGGUGCUGGUGGCGGCUGGAGGAGCACCCUUGAGUGCAUAUGCACCUCCAAACGACACAUCAAGGAACUCUACGAUACAGACAAUGGUGUAAGGUGAAGACAGAUGGAUGAAAGAGAGAAGAGUGAAAGAGAGGAAGAGGGAAGAGAACAUGUUUCUCAGACUGAGAUAUGAACUUCAGCCACGUUGUGUGUGAUGGCAACAAGAGAAGUGGAGACAGAGGACAGAGAACAUAUUCUAUAUAUGUUAUAUUCUAUAUCUUCCCACAAGACGAACCUUCAAAAAUCAAUCAUUUUGAUAACGUCAAAAUAUUGCCAGAAUCGGGAAUGAUGUUUCUGGAAGAUGCAAAUAAGGACUUCGGUAUUAGGAGUGGGUGUGGCUUCGAUUUGAUGAUUGACAGGUGUCAAAUUACGUGACUACACCAACUGGGAGUUACAGUCUUUAUAUAAAGGACUUCUGACUACAAGACUACUCCCAUGAUUUUGGAUGACAAGCGGUUUGGAA